Harpia harpyja (harpy eagle) is the source of this 4875-nucleotide messenger RNA. It is a transcript of the gene CARD10, whose product is annotated as caspase recruitment domain family member 10. Bases 62 to 3157 code for a protein of 1031 amino acids. NCBI's taxonomy places the organism in Eukaryota, Metazoa, Chordata, Aves, Accipitriformes, Accipitridae. The record is from RefSeq and is a predicted model, not a curated record. Gene Ontology annotation, molecular function: protein binding. The transcript is spliced from 21 exons. Gene Ontology annotation, biological process: regulation of apoptotic process.
GGCGAGACGGGCGGCGGCGGAGCGGAGCGGGGAGCGGGGCGCAGCCCGCCCGGCGGUGGGGAUGGCCGCCCUGGAGAAUGCCCCUCUCCAAGCCUGCAGCCUCUCAGAGCAGGAGGAGGAAGAAGACAGCAUCUGGGAGAAGAUUGAGAGUGCACGGCACCAGCUGACCCGCUCCCUGAACCCUGCGAAGCUCACCCCAUACCUGCGCCAGUGCCGCGUGAUAGACGAGCAGGAUGAGGAGGAGGUGCUGAAUUCAUGCCGAUUCCCUUGCAAAAGCAACCAGACAGGUUAUCUGAUGGACAUCCUCCGGCGCCGUGGGAAGCGAGGCUACGAAGCCUUCCUGGAAUCUUUAGAGUUUUACUACCCGGAGCACUACACCCGGCUAACAGGGAGGGAGCCAGCCCAGCGCUGCUCUAUGAUCCUGGAUGAGGAAGGCCCUGAGGGACUAACUCAGUUCCUGAUGAUGGAGGUGAAGAAGGUGAGGGCUCAGCGCAAGGAGCACCUGCUGAAGGAGCAUCAGCUCCAGGUGAAAAACCAGGCAUUGGAGCAAGAGCAGGCCCGGCUGGAGCAGCAGCUACAGGAGCUCCUGAAGGUGCAGGAGCGUUGCCAGCGGCUGAGAGAGGAGUGGGACACCAACAGCGUGGAGCUGCUGAGGCUGAAGGAUGAGAACUACAUGAUGGCCAUGCGCUACGCGCAGCUCUGCGAGGAGAAGAACAUGGCCGUGCUGCGGAGCCGGGACCUGCAGCUGGUGGUGGACCAGCUGAAAUGCAAAGUGACCAGCCUAGAAGAGGAGUGCAGCCUGCUGCGGAAACAGGCGUCUGCGCCGCCCCAGCGAGAGACGGAGGAGCGGGGCCACCCCGACGCCGUGUCUGAGCUGUGGGCUGAGAACCAGCGGCUCACGGCAUCGCUGCAGGAGCUGCAGGGCAUGUUGCAGAAGCCAGGUGAGGGUCCAGUGCCAGGCUCGGAGCAGAUCCUGCUGGAUAUCCUGGAGCACGACUGGAAGGAAGCCCAAGAUGACCGGCAGGAUCUCUGCCAGAAACUCAACUCCCUGCAGAACGAGCUGCAGUGGGCCGAAGAGCUGAGGGAUAAGUACCUCCAGGAGGUGGAAGAUCUGCAGCUGAAAUACCGGACGCUGCAGAAGGACUGUGAUCUCUACAAGCAUCGUAUGAACACGGUGCUGCUGCAACUGGAGGAGAUCGAAAAAGAGCGGGACCAGGCAAUCCAGAGCCGUGAUGGGGUGCAGCUACAAUACUCCCAGGGCCUGAUCGAGAAGGACCAGUACCGCAAACGUGUGCGGGCCCUGGAGGAGGAGCGGGACGAGCUCCUAAGCAAGCUGAGCCAGGCAGAAGGGCUGAACAGCACGCUGGAGGCACAGCUGCAGCGGUGCCAAGGCAGCCGCAGCCUGGGCAAGAUGUGCAGCUCUUCCUACUCCCUCUGCUCCAACCUCAGCAGCACCUGGAGCCUCGUAGACAACCCUACCAGCUUUACGACUGGGCUUGUGGAUGCGCUGGGGGUUUCUGUUAUCCCGUUCCCAGGAGAUUCAGCCAUUCAGAGCAUGGAGGUGACUCCUGACAGCGAGAAGGAUAUCAACCGCCUUUCCACUUUCCCCUUCCCACCUUGCAUCGGCUCCAUCCUUCGUCGGCAGCGGGAAGACAGGUGCAUGCCCUACAAAAGCUUGUCCUGUGGCUCCUUUAGCAGCAUUGAAGAUGCAACAGGCAGUGAUUUUGCUAGCACCUCUCUCGGGGCCUUCUCCUCUUCUUCCAGUAGGACCUACGCCAGGGUGAAGUCGGAGAUCUGCUUGUCCAUGCUUCCCAGCUGUGAGGAGGUCACCAGGAGGUCACUGGUGGUACAGCUCACUAGUAUGGGUCACCCCAGCAAGCCCUCACCCCAGGAGAAGAGGCUUGGAGCAGACAUUUCCAUCCUUGGAGGGAACAGGACAGGGAUUUACGUCCAGUGGGUCAAGCCAGGCUCAAAGGUCGAGGAUGCAGGACUCAGGGAAGGGUGCCGGCUCAUUGAGCUGAGGGUGCCGUCGCUGAAGGAAGAGGUGCUUUCCCUGGAAAACUGCACGCGGGAGGUCGCCUACCUGAGCCUGCUUCAUUGGGAUGAGCCCUCUAGUCUCGUCUUUCGGCUGGACCUGGAAGGAUACCAGCCUCUGCGGGAAGCCCUGGAAGAAGGGAGGAAGUUUUCUGGAGACUCGUUCUACGUACGCACCAACCUGUCCCUCCUGGAGCCAUCAGACCCUUACGCACUCUGCGUCAAGUGUCGGGAGAUCCUUCAUGUCACGGACACCAUGCACAAAGGGCGGCUGGAGUGGUACUGCUCCCGCGUCGAUCCCUUGACCAUGCGGGACCUGGACAAGGGGACAGUGCCCAACUACAGCAGGGCUCACCAGCUUUUGAAGAUCCAGGAGAAGGGCCAGACGCCUGGGCAGCAGAGGGGCCACAGAAAUAAUCUAAAGAAACGGGCCUUGGACCAACUGCGCCUGGUGAAAUCCAAACCGCAGAGGAGCCCGGAGCAGCCCCCUCAGCAGCUGUGGCUGGACCCCUGCUCAGACCCAGACAUGAACCUGAAGCCUUACAGCCUGGUACGCCCUGUGGUGGUCAAGAAACCCCGACCUGUGGUGCUGUCACCUAACUGCAUUGCACCACGGCUCAUCAGGAACCUGCUGGACCUGCCCACGUCUCGCCUGGACUUCCACAUGUGCCCAGGAGAGAAGCUGGCAGAAAGGGAUCCCAGCGCAACCCAUGCUCAGGGGCACCCUGCGUCUAGAAUUGCCCCCCAAGACCAGAGGGAGAGCGGGCGAAUCCGCAUGAUCCGAGAGGCGAUGGAGAAGAAUAAACACUGCCUGCUAGAGCUGGGAGUUCAGAGUGUGAGGGAUCUAAUUAAAAGUGAAAUAUACCCCAUCGUUAUCCAUGUCGAGGUCACUGAGAAGAACGUUAGAGGACUCAGGAGCUUGCUGGGUAAAGUGGGCCAGCGGGACUCGGAGGUGCUGAAGGUGUGCCGCGGUGCGGAGCAGGCUCUCCGCGCUCUGCCGUGCUCCUGGGCCCGCGUGGAACCCCACACCUGGAGCCACGCCGAGGAGCUGCCCAAGGUGGUUCGGGGAUGCAUCUUCCAGGAGCAAACCCGCCCGCUCUGGAUCGAGGAGGGCGACGACUGAGCUGGGGGUAGCAGAGCGGGCACUGUCAGCUACCAUCCCCAAGAGAUGUUCGCGGAGGUCCCUGCCUCCCCAAACUCCUCCAGGUAGCUUGUACUUCCUCCCCGAGGGGAUGGUGGCAGCAAAGGCCCCCAGGGGUAGCCUUUCUGGUCCCCUUGAGGCCACCAAGAGCUUGGGGGGGGUAACACGUGCUGCCUCCCCCAUCUGAGCUUUCUGUAUUUUACUGGAGAGAUGUCUUCCACCGACACGGUGGAAAACACCCUCAUGGGCUGUUCCCCAUCACCCUGGGCUGCCCUUGUCUCUGGUAUGUGGUCAGGUUGCCCGAUGGGGAACGUAGGGGAACAGUGUGGGAUCAGGCUGCGCGGGACCGUACCUCACGCACAUUUGAAGCCCUUCUCCCAUCACCUCCAUCUCCCCUGCCCUGUGGCACUGUGUGCUCCGGGUCCCGUCUUCUCCCGUCUACCUCGUCUCCGGCUCCACGGCACAGGGAGCACGGCUCGCAUGCCAACGCCCCGCCACGGCUGGAGUGACACUAAGCUUGCAACAAACCCUCGUUUUACAGGAGCUGUACUCUUUAUUGCUUGUAAAUUAUUAAUGGAGCCUUUUAUUGGCAAACUGCAUAUAAAGGAGAAUUAAAUACCAUUCAUAAAGGGAAUGGGUGGCAGGCUGUGGGCUUGUGUGCUACUGGGAAGGUUUAGGUAAUGCAUGACGGGGGUAUUUUUCUCCUCCUUUAGCUGAGACCCAACUGCCCAACCCUCCAGGGGAAGGAGGGAGCCCUGCUUUUGCUGUUGUAGGGCAGCAAGAGGUGUGGGGAGAGGACAGGCUGAGCGUGCCACAGACCAAGCCCCCUCCUGUUUUUACUUGCCUCCAGUUUUUCAGUCCCUUGCCUCUCCCCAGUGCUGAUGUUGGCCAGGUUGCUUUAGAAAAGCCAGGGAAAAGCUCACUUGAUGUGUCUGGCUGAGGUCCCUAGAGCUUCACAUCCCUCUAUGCCCUGGUUAUCGUGAAGUGACGAGCCAGCUACCUCAUCCUCCUUGGGGACAACAGCAAGACUGAGCCCAGCCACGCUGCCAGGAGGCUGGGGGCUGUGCCCCUCCACUGGGGGCUGUUCACACCCUGACAUGGGGCCGAGUGUGUGUUCAGACUCUGGCAGAGGGAAGACGGAGGGUUUGGGUAGCAGCAGCCGUGCUCACCCACCCUAGCACCGUCCUGACUCCUAAUCAAUCGCCGUUAUCGGCCCUGCUAUAGGAAAGGGGUGCCGGGACACCCACGCCAUGGAGAGGCGGUGAUUGUGGUGGUAGAUGGUCUUUCCCGGGGCAUGCAAGAGGAAAAUGGGAGUCUGUGGCUCUGGGAGGCUCCAUGGGGCAUGAGGCGAGGCAGAGGGCUGAGCCCACUGAUCCUGGGGUCAAUGGGAGAAGAUGGGCAACAAGCACCAGAGUCAAGUCCUCUCUGUGUCCUCCUUGCCCCUGUGAUUAGGGCGCUGCUAGUGCCAUGCACUUUUGAAGCUCUGAGCAAAGAUUAACUUGCUGAUCUUCACAGGUCCCCUGUGAGGUGUUAUUUCAGGCUCUAAACCAGUUGCCUGUGUCUUUUAUGAGGACGAGAGUGAAGGGGGAGGAAAGAAAAGAUUUUAACCUGCUGUCAGGAAAAUGUAGAGCAAAGUCCCAGCUCUGCCCUGGAGCAAUGCAGCUCUCCUCCCAGGGAAGGGGGAACUGGUGUAACACUAG